Messenger RNA from Neltuma alba, 4637 nucleotides. RefSeq names its product auxilin-like protein 1. Gene Ontology annotation, cellular component: vesicle; intracellular membrane-bounded organelle; cytoplasm. The record is from RefSeq and is a predicted model, not a curated record. Gene Ontology annotation, biological process: clathrin-dependent endocytosis; clathrin coat disassembly. Bases 303 to 4436 code for a protein of 1377 amino acids. The transcript has 7 exons. Gene Ontology annotation, molecular function: clathrin binding. Lineage: Eukaryota; Viridiplantae; Streptophyta; Magnoliopsida; Fabales; Fabaceae.
GCCCUGACUGACUCCACCGGCUCUGCCGGUCACCUCUCCCCUUUCCGAUCACUUCAGUUCUGCACUCGCCACUGUAGUGCGUGCUUCUCAGUCAGAGCCCCCGUUUAUAGUUUUUUUAACAGUUACGACGCACUGACUUUUUCGGACCGCCUUGCCCUUUCCCUCUCAUUUUUCUACAACCGGAAAAAGUCUUGUUCAUUUUGUUUUUCUCAUUCCGUGAUCCUUCUUCUCUUCUCCGUGUCUAACUCUGCGGAAUCACUCUGCGGAGGAAGAACACAGGGAAGGAAAUAAAGAGACUCGCAAUGGAUUUCGGAGCUGUCACCGCUAAAAAGUUCUCUAACGGCUACGGCGUGCCGGGAAAAUCUGCAUAUGACGGUGUUUUUGCCUCGCCUGUGAAGUUUAGAGCUCCUAGUUUGGCCUCCUCUUUUGAAGAUUACUGUGAAAUUUUUGGUGGUUCGGAAGCUACUAUAGGAUCAUCGAUUCCGGUUCUUGAAGUUCCUGAGCUCAAUGAAACAAAAAAUUUGCUCGACGUUCAGCGCUCCAAGCUCGAUUAUUCGAAGGUCUUCGGAGGGUUUGGGAAUCCGGAUACUGCUGUACCUUAUGAGGAGCUGUUUGCCGAGCCUAAGAAGAAAGACAGUUUCCACAAGCGAGCACCUAGCCAAGAUAAAGGAGGAAACCUAUCUAGCCAAGGAGAUUCUUCUAUUUGUUCAAACCAGGUCCCACGGGUGUCACAAGAAACAUCAUAUGGUGCCAAAAAAAUCAAUAUGUCAUACCACAAAAUUAACCAAGGAAGUGAGAACAUAAACAAUGGCACAACGCACAUAGCUCAGCUCCAUGCUGUCCCUGCUUAUACUUGUUUAGUUGAAGAAGUCAAUCCAUUGAAGAUAAACAAAGAUGAGCAGUCUAUACCUGAAUUGCAGCAUGCUUAUCCUGGUAGUGAUUACGCAGAGGGAAUUAAAGAAAGGGAAUAUUGCACAAAAUCAGUUAAUGAUCCCUCACCUGACAGUUCUACAAAUGAGUUUUCCAAAGUUGGAGUCAGAUUUCAAGAUGGAUCUGAUUCGAUUAAUAUGUUUUUCAAUGCAUCUGAGGUUAGCCGUGGAAGUGAUAGUUCUAAGAAACUAUCUUCCAACGGAGGGGUUAAAGUUCAAGAGAGCUCUGAUUCAAUUAGUAUGUUUUUAAAUGCAUGUGAGGGUAAUCAUGGAAAUGAUGGAACGGAUUACAUUGAAGUGCCUAAAUUUCAGACUGUAGGAGGUAACUUGGAUGACCAUGGCCAUGCUGUGAGAUCAGUGGCAGCCCAAUGUCGACUAUCAGCAUCUGAAGCUGCUGCUAGUGCUGAUUCACCAGGACACUUAGAUGACAUGAUAGAUUCAAGUUCAGAGGCAGCUGCCUCUGUGGCUGCUUUAAGGAAGGCAAUAGAAGAAGCUCAACAAAGAUUAAAAGUUGCCAAAGAUUUGAUGCAAAAAAAGAAAGAAGGUUUUCCUAAUCACGUAAAACGAAGACUCAAUAAUGACUUGAAAGCUGAAGGAAAAAAGGAAGACGAAUUCGUGAAUAAAGCAAUGAGACACGAAGGGACUAGUUUGGGUCAAACAUGUGGAGAAAUGGAUGUUUUACAACGAAAGUCUUCUGUGACUGGAAAGCCAAUGAUGAGAAAAGAGCAAAUAACCUUAGAUCUCAGGGCUGAAGAAAUGUUUGUGGCUAAAGACUUCGUGAGAGGACCAGAGAAACUUGAAUCAACUCUAGCUGAACAUAUUAAAGGGGAAGAAGGUGGACAUAAAGAGGCUGCUCACGAGGAAACACAUUUUGAUUCUAAAGAUGCAGAAAAUAACAAGGAAGUGUUAUACACUGUAGAUGACUAUCACUUGUGUGAGAAGAAUGCCGGUAAGAAUGCCUUUGGGAAGCAAGAAGAACCUCAUCAGCCAACAGAAGUGGUUGAGGGACCUUGUGAACCAGAGGCUAAUGAAGAAAAAAUCAAUGUAGAUGAUGAAGCAGGCGAUGAUGAAGAACUUGUGGAUAAAAAGAUGUUUAUGCAUGAAGAACUUGUAGAUGACACUAAGUUAGCUCAAGAAACACCUUCUGGAGCAAAAGACAAGAACUUGGAGUUAGAAGAUGAGCCAGUAACUGAUGAUAAGGUUGCACCUUUCCUUGAACAGGAGGACUCUGAAAGAACGAUAGGUGAGGAGGGGAAGUCAAUGGUGGAUGAGAAAAAAAUCAAAUGUAAAUCAGAAGAUGAGGAAAAGGUCGAAGGACCCUGUGAGCAGGAAGAAUGUUCAAGAAAAUUGAGGGAUCAUCAGGAAUUCAUUGAGCUCAAGAAGAAUGAUACUCAGGAGGAGAUAGAAAGUGAGGAGAAGGUUGAAUCUUUCAGUCGUCUAAAGGAAUUUGAGUUGAGGGAGGAUAUGAAGUCCAUCGAAAGUAGUAAACCAUCCAAUAUUCAUGACUCGUGUUUGAUAAUUAUGGAAAGACAGAUGGAGAAUUGGAGCUUUGUAGAAGAACAAAAGAAAAUGAAGAAAGCUGUUCUUUUGGCUCUAAAUCAUGAGACAGAACAUCAUUAUCAGAGAGAAGGCAAUGAGAAUAGGUUUGGCAAUAUCCAUAUGCAGGAAAUUCUGGAGGAUAUUCUGGGCCAUACUGAUGAUGAGGAAGAAUUUCAUGAAGUAAUGCUAAAAGAUAGUGACUUUGAUAGAGGUGACCAAGUUGAAGAUGCCAAAGAGGAUGAGAUGGAAAUCAAAGGAGCUACUUAUCUGACUGAAGAAACUGAGAAACAUAGCAGUGAGCCAGCAAAAAUCUGUGAGGAGAAAAAAACUGAGGAAGCUGAUAGAACCAGAGAAAUCAGUCCUAACAAUGAGCUCGAUGGUGAUAACUCAAGCAAAAUUGAAGUAGCUGCUGAUACAACAGUUGAAUGUGGUAAAAUUCCAGAAGUAACUCCAGAAGAGUAUUCUCUUAGCGAGCAAGAUGAAAUACUGGUAGCAAGUAAUGCUUCACCCCAGCAUGAAGAGAAAUGCAAUGGACCAGAAUCUCUUGAAGUGAUUAACAAUCUUAGGGAACUGGAGCUUACAUCCACAUUGGCUCAAGGUGCCCUUCAACACAAUGAAGCAAUGAACCAGAUGCAGCAUGCCAAUGAAACAGUUUCCUUUGACAGCGCUGCCACAGAUAUUGGUGAUCCUCAUGAAAAUGCGGAGCAAAAUCCUAAUGAUUGCUGGGAAGAAGCUGAAGAUAACUGUAAUUUGGCAAUGCCUGUUGAAGAACCAUCUCCCGAAUUGCGAGACGUCUUUAAAUACAUGGAGGAGGAUGAAGAUGGCUUGAAGGCCAAGAUAGAUGAAAAUCGAUGCAACUCCUCUUAUGAGGAAAUCUUGGUUGACAAUGAAAGUAGCAUGGAAGCAUCCCAACCACCUCUUAUGCCUGAAUGGAAAUCCAGCACCUUUGGUUGUCAAGAGAUUGAACAAGCUCACAGCAAUCUAAAGAAGAAUUAUGAAGCAGCCCUAACUAUGGAAGAGAAGAAAGCAGAUGAGACAUCACAAAAGCUGAAGCCAGAUGUGGACCACCUCAAGAAAAAUGAAGGAGCAAAAGAAAAGCAAAGAGAAAGAGAAAGAGACAAAGAGAAAAUAGCCGUAGAAAGAGCAAUCCGAGAAGCACGUGAAAGGGCAUUUGCAGAGGCCCGAGAAAGGGCUGCUCUGGAGAAAGCUGCUGCUGAAGCUCGUAGAAAAAAUGUUUCUGAUGGACGGGAAAGGCUAGUAAAGACCACAGGUCAGGCAAAUGAAAAGACAUCAACUGAGAGGGCGGCUAUGGAAGCAAAACUCAAAGCUGAGCGUGCUGCUGUAGAGAGAGCAACUGCAGAGGCACGGGCCCGGGCCCUAGAAAGGGCACUGUCUGAGAAGGCUGCUUCUGAAUGGAGAAACAAAUCUGACAAGUUUUCCACAGAGAAGUCUUUUGGUGCUUCAAGAGAUAAUGGAAUGAAGACAAACUUCCACUCCAAAUCUUUCAGCUAUGGCGAUACAUUUGAUGGAGCUAAUGGAGACUCUGCUCAGAGAUGCAAAGCUAGGUCUGAGAGGCAUCAAAGAAUAGGAGAACGUGUGGCAAAAGCUCUGGCUGAAAAGAAUGCCCGUGAUCGUCUUGUGCAGAAGGAGCAAGAGGAGAGAAACAGGGUCGCAGAAGCUCUCGAUGGUGAUGUUAAAAGAUGGUCAGGUGGCAAGGAAGGAAACUUGCGGGCAUUACUUUCGACAUUACAAUAUAUACUUGGGCCCGAUAGUGGUUGGCAGCCGACUCACUUGACAGAUAUAGUAAGCACCACAGCUGUAAAGAAAGCUUACCGUAAAGCCACUCUUUUUGUGCAUCCAGACAAGUUGCAGCAGCGGGGAGCAAGCAUUCAGCAAAAGUACAUUUGUGAGAAGGUCUUUGAUCUUCUAAAGGAGGCCUGGAACAAGUUCAACAUGGAAGAAAGGUAAACAAUUCUGGAGGCUGCGCUUCACAUGGUACGCAAGGGAAGUGACCAUUCUUCAAAGCAUUUUUGUUCAUUGUAAAGUGUAAUCAACGCGCCCAAAAUAUAAAGGUGUAAUCCCCACGCUGGGCAACAUUUAAAAUCUGCAAUGUAAAAGCAGUUCCAGUCCCGUCUACAUGUAAUGAAACUUUUAUUAUGCAUUCGUCAA